AUGUCUUCACCACAUACUGCUACCAUUGGAGCAAUUGCUCUUUCUGGUAUAACUGUUUUAUUAUGCCUUUAUGGUAUAAUGACAAUUCAAUCUUCUGUUAAUUUGAUGUGGAGUGAAAUUGAUACUGAAAUGGAUGCUUUCCGUGUAUCUACUGGAGAUUUAUGGAAUGAUAUGGUUAAACUUGGUGCUGGAACCCCAUCAAACAGAGUUAGAAGACAAUCAUAUGGAGGUUAUGGUGCUUCAGGAGUUGCUCCACCAGCUCCAAAUGGAUAUGGUAGUGGAUAUGGAGCCACUCCAUUAACACCAGGAGGACCAUCUAGACCUGGAGCCGGAUUUCCAGGAGGACCACAAUUCCCAGGUGGUCCAACUAUUCCUGGAGGACCAACAAUUCCAGGAGGAGCAGGACAACCACCAGUUGGUGUACCACCAUCAAGUAAACAAAAUGAAAUUCCAGGAGCUUUCUCUCCAUUUGGACCUUCAGGAGGUCAUGCUGGAGCUGGACCAAUAUGUCAAUGUUCUCUUGAAAAUAAAUGCCCACCUGGACCACCAGGACCAAAAGGAGAAACUGGAAAAGAUGGUCUUGAUGGAUUACCAGGUAAGAAUGGACUUCCAGGACAAGAUGCUGAAGACGUUGAUCAACAACCACCAGAGGGAUGCUUUAAUUGUCCAAUGGGACCACCAGGCCCACCAGGACCACCAGGAUCACAAGGAAUACGUGGAUCACGUGGAGCAAGAGGAAAUCCAGGUAUUCCAGGCGUUAAUGGACAACCAGGACCACCAGGUGAAAUUGGACCAAUUGGAGCACCAGGACAAGAUGGUAAAGCAGGACCACCAGGAGAUAAAGGAAAAGAUGGUGAAAGAUUUAUUUCUAGAAAAGGGCCACGUGGAUUACAAGGUGAAAUGGGACGUGAAGGACCACAAGGAGAUAGAGGUCUUGAUGGUGCUCCAGGUACACCAGGACCACAAGGACCACCAGGAAUUCCAGGUUUCACUGGACCAGCAGGACCUGAUGGCCCAGAUGGACCACAAGGCCCACCAGGAAAUCCAGGAAACGAUGCAAAUUACUGCAAAUGUCCACCAAGAGAUGGUAAAGUUGGAGGACUUAAGGGAUCAGCUUCAACACAAGGUGGAGGUUACAAACAUCGUGUACGCAUCUAA
Messenger RNA from Strongyloides ratti, 1158 nucleotides. RefSeq names its product Nematode cuticle collagen, N-terminal domain-containing protein. The transcript has a single exon. Gene Ontology annotation, molecular function: structural constituent of cuticle. NCBI's taxonomy places the organism in Eukaryota, Metazoa, Nematoda, Chromadorea, Rhabditida, Strongyloididae. The record is from RefSeq and is a predicted model, not a curated record. Bases 1 to 1158 code for a protein of 385 amino acids.